CAGCACACAACCCUCUCUCUCUCCCAGCAAGCCUGUGAAUAACAUCGGCCGCUCAAUAAGCUCAGCCGGAUCGAGAAUGAUAUUCCGGAAAAGGAGCCUACUUCUUCUGCUGGCACUCGUGCUUCUAUCAACUUAUGCAUAUCACCGGCAUUCGGCCCAGUUGCUCUCGGUUUUCAACCCUAACCGGGCUGCCAGCCUCGUCUUGGAUGAGCUCCAGAGUCCUCCCUCCCCAAAGAUAUGGCGCGAACCGCCAUACAAGACACCAGUGGCGGAGAAAUACUACCAGGCCUCUAACACCUCGAAACGCGCUUCCGCCGCAAUAGUCAUCCUCGCACGCAACCGCAACUUGCCCGGAGUGGUGCAGACACUCAUCCAGUUCGAGCAAAAGUUCAACCACAAGUUCAAUUACCCCUAUGUCUUCCUUAACGAAGUUCCAUUUGAUGAGGCAUUCAAAGUUGCCGUGACAGCGCUCACUCGCGCGCGUGUCGAGUUCGGUUUAGUUCCACCGGAGGACUGGUAUCAGCCAUCGUGGAUCGAUGAGAACAAGGCAUCUGCAGUGCGCGAGCGAAUGAAGAAUACCGUGCUAUACGGAGAUAGCGUUUCAUACCGGAACAUGUGUCGCUUCCAAUCUGGGUUCUUCUUUCGACACGAAUUACUCAAGAAGUACAGAUGGUACUGGCGGGUAGAACCGGAUGUGAAAUUCUCUUGCGACCUGGAUUUCGAUCCGUUCCUGUUCAUGGAAGGCGAAGAUAAACGUUACGCGUUUACGAUCAGUCUCGGGGAGUAUCGGAAGACAAUUCCAUCACUCUGGACAACAGUCCGAGCAUUCAUGCGAAUGAAUCCGGAUUUGGUUGUCACAGAUAACGCGAUGGAGAUGUUGAUUGACCGCCGCAAAGGCUACUACAAUCGAUGCCAUUUCUGGUCCAACUUUGAGAUUGCGGAUCUUGACCUGUGGAGGAGCGAGUCGUAUCUCAAGUAUUUCGACUUCCUCGACAGGAAGGGUGGCUUUUACUAUGAGAGAUGGGGUGACGCCCCCGUACAUACUCUGGGAGCGGCCAUGUUUCUGCGCAAAGAUCAGAUUCAUUUCUUCAAUGAAAUAGGCUAUUUCCACAUGCCUUAUGAGCACUGUCCAGAGGGACCCGCAUUCACCCGCGGCCGGUGCGAAUGUGAUCCCGCAAAGAGUUUCGAUAGAUCAGAUGUCUCAUGCCUUGCAUACUACGAUGCCUUGUUUCGUGACGAGGAGGACGAGCACCUGGAGGGGAUACCUGCGGUCGCAUGACCUCAAUCGGGAGCAACAAUUGCUCUCCUCGACGCUGUCGUCGCUCGCCUAAAUGCUAAUCGUAUCCUUCUCGAUACCGCGGUCCCGCCGCACCGUUGUCUCACAUGUGUUGUUUCCGUGAAGGUUAGCGUGAUGAAUGAUUUGUCUUCAUUGUCCUGUUCGGAAUAGAGACUGUCACUUAGAAUAUCUCUUCGGCUGCCCGACUGAUAGAUCUGAGGAAAGCGAUGUAUAAAGAGCAAAACGUUUCCCUGCCAUGGGAAUGUACAAAGCGCCACCUGGAAUGCCUAAGGAGGAAUUUGAGGAGCAUAUGAAUACCCUCACCGACGAUCUUGUCCGGGUUCCCCUUGCCGCGCAGAACUUCAAGACCUUCGAGAUGGUUGUGCAGAACGAUAAGCUCGACGAACAUCUGGUGAAGCUCGGGCUGUCACUUCCUCAUCCAGCUGUGUGGCAUAUGAUCGAGUGCGACACUAAAGAGGAGCUCUCCGCGCUUAUCCGUGAUCCGCCCUUCAUCGCCCGUAUCAUGGAAGCAGAGCACUUCGGCUUCCACGCCGGCUCCUGCUCCUUUUCCGCCGACCUCCACACCAAGGUCCACGUUCCGGAGGCAGACGACCGCACACAUGCCAUGGGCAUGUUCAAACUCGGCCCCGACACGUCCGUCGACGGACUCAAAGCGGUUCACAAGAAACUCGAGGACUUGAUGGACAAGAUCCUCGAGGUUCCCGCCGCGAAGAAGAAUCUCCUGCUGCACAGCUUGUGGAUCCAGAACGAAGACAUUCGUGAGGAUCUGGUUGAACUCAAUCUUCCCAAACCGGAGCCCACUUUCGUCGUGACGGUCGAGACUGAGGUGG
Messenger RNA from Mycena citricolor, 2127 nucleotides. The record is from the annotation of a GenBank genome assembly. NCBI's taxonomy places the organism in Eukaryota, Fungi, Basidiomycota, Agaricomycetes, Agaricales, Mycenaceae.